AUGUCUGAAGACAUUUGCGCAGUUGAUAAUUACUGUCGAUCAUAUUGGAUGUCUAAUCCUGACAAACUUGCAAAUUAUCGUUCAACAACUGAUUUACCUCUUCAUUCUGAUAUUGUCAUUAUUGGAUCCGGAUUCAGUGGUUCAACAUGUGCCUAUUAUCUUUAUAAAUAUGGACAGGCGAAUAGAAAUUCAUUAAUGAUAAUAAUGAUUGAAGCUCGUGAAACAUGCUCAGGAGCAACGGGACGAAACGGCGGACACGUAAAGCCCGAUGUUUAUUAUUCCUAUAAACAAUACUCAGAAAAGUAUGGCUGCCAAAUAGCGGAGUCAUUGAUGCAAUUCGAAGCGAAACAUAUUCAGGCUAUGUCAACGCUCAUAUCAGAAGAAAAUAUUGAAUGCGAUUGGGAAAUAACACGAGCUUGUGAUGCGUAUAUUAAUUCUGAACUAGCUGAAAAAAGUAAAGCUUCGUUUCAGCAACGUCACGCUGAUGGUGGAGAUAUCGAUGAUAUUCACGAAAUACCUACGGAAGAUCUUCUUGCCAUCACUAAAGUGAAAAAUGUUGUCUACGGCAUAACAUUUACAGCUGCUAGUAUUCAUCCAUAUAAACUGAUUCAUCAUCUUCUCUAUAAGUGCAUUGAACAUGGAAUGAAUUUGCAAACAAAUACGUCUGUUCUCGCAGCAACUCGACUUCCGUCUGGUCAAUGGUCAAUCAAAACACCACGAGGUACAAUAUAUGCAUCUAAAGUUAUCUUUGCUACAAAUGCAUACACAGCAGGAAUUCUCCCAUUAUUCAAGAACAAGAUUAUACCUGUUCGCGAAACUAUAUGUCGAAUUCUUCCUUCACUUUGGUACCGACAAUCACCUUUAAAAAUGACUUAUUCAAUACGAAUAAAAGAAAAUCAAUUUGAUUACAUGAUAGCUCGUCAAACAGGAGAUCGAUCUCUUAUCCUGGGUGGAGCAAAACCAGCGCAUGUCGCAGAAAUGAAAACUUGGUACAAUAAUUGGGAUGAUAGCAUCGAAUGUAAUAAUGAGAAAAGUAAGCAUUAUUUCGAAGAGUUUAUGCCCAAGCAUUUUGACGCAUGGGGAACCAAUGAUGGGGGAUGUCAAGAAUUUUGGACAGGCAUACUCGGCUAUUCAUCGGAUUUAUUACCAUUCGUGGGAGAAUUACCCGAUCAAUCAAAUGGAUAUGUUAUUGCAGGAUUUCAUGGUCAUGGUAUGCCUCGAAUUUUACUUUGUGCUCGCGCAUUAGCUGAUGUCAUACUUGGAAGAACGAAGAACAUCGAAGAGCUCAUACCUGAGCCGUAUGUGAUUACUAAGAGUCGAUUAGAAACUAAAGAAAAUUGUAUUUUAAAGCAUAUGAGUGCUCAUUUAAAUCUUUUAGAAAUAGAGGAACGUAUUGUUUGA
Rotaria sp. Silwood2 is the source of this 1401-nucleotide messenger RNA. NCBI's taxonomy places the organism in Eukaryota, Metazoa, Rotifera, Eurotatoria, Philodinida, Philodinidae. The record is from the annotation of a GenBank genome assembly.